CGAAUCAAAGAUGAAAAUGCCUACUCUCGAUUGCAUACAACUCAUUAAAUGUACUUACUCGCCACUAUAGUCAUCAACAUUUCAUCGCCACUCUCGAAAUGUGCGCUCUCACUCCUUUCUAUGCAUCAAAGCCAUCGUUAUCAGCAAGCUAUGUACAUACAUAAAUAUAUAUAGUAACUAACCUCGUUUCGCACCAACAACAUUUACUAUGUACAUCAGUCAAACUCAUUGUGCGUGUAACAAAUUCGCAAUACAAAUAAUGAACAAACAACAAUAAAGUAAUUUUUUAUUUUUGUUUUUCUAUUUCUUUUCCCUCUCUUUCUCUCUCGCUCGCGUGCUCGAUUGAUGAUAAAAGUUUGAGAGACAAAAAAAAAACUUCAUGAAAUAGAUUUACGCAUGCCAAUGUUACUUCUAAGCAAACGAUUUUAGUGCAACAACCAACAACAACAACUACGUAUAUUGUUAUACAUCAAAAAAGUAGAAAAUCGAAAGUAGUGCGCAAAAAGUCUACCGAAGACAAGAACCACAGUUGUCAGUUUCGUGAAAAUCGGCAACAGCGUAUGUAACAGCGAUUGCAACAGCUAAUUGAGAAAUUUGACAAUAGCACACAGACAAGAAAACUAUAAAUAAAGUUCCAUUAACAUUGAUUAUCGUUAAGCAAGAAUUUUCGAAAGCCAUACGAAAUUUGACGAACUUUGUCACAAGCGGCACAACGCAAAAACGAAGCACAAAUCUCAACUGAAAAGAAAGUGCCAGCCAAAUAAGUUAAACAAAAAACAUCAACAUAAUUCCGGCCAUUAGCAAUAGCCACGCCCAUUUAUAUUAUCUUAAAUUUAAUUGAAAGACUGAAAGCUCCAAGAAUCCACGGUAUAAUUACCUACUUAAUAUCUGCAUUAAAAACAAAAGACGCUAUAUUUGAGGCCGUCGCCAUCGCCGCCAUCGCCACCACCGCCGCCAUUACCAUUGCCACUGUUCUAGUCGUCGCCGCAAGUUGCUGCCGCUACACCAGUGCGCUCACAAUAUGAGCCAACCGAAUUCGCCUGCAACCUUACAGCAACAAUUGCAAUUGCAAGCAAAUGCGAACUCGGCCGAAAGUUUAAUGAGCAACGCUUUCGAUUUGAUUGGCGGCGGCAGCGCAGCGCAGCAAUUCUUGAAUCAUAUGGAUUUGUAUGCGCAGCAGCAACGUCAACAGCAUCAGCAGCAAUUGAACUACCUGCAGCAACAGCAGCAAUUGCAACAUCAACAACAGCAACAACAGCAGCUUCAACAGUUGCACUCGCAGUCACAUAUGGCUAAAUCACCGUCCUUAUCGCCGACAAAUUUUGGCAGUGGCGCGAGCAGCAGCAGUAGCAGCCACAGCAACAUAACCAUCACCACCAAUAAUUUACAUCAUACAAACUAUAAUCAUUUUCAACAGCAGCAACAGCAACACCAACAACAACAACACGCAGCAGCAGCUGCCGCCGCCGCGGCAGCGGUGCAACAGCAUUUAGGCAAUAAGCAUUCCAUAUCGUUGACAUCAUCGCCAAUCACAUCACCAACCAAAUCGAUUCUCACACAUGUGGCUGCGGCGGCAAGCAGUGUCGAUGCUGGUGCGAUAAGCGCCACCAGCACAACAACCACGUCGCCGCCGUCAUCGUCGCCGCCAACCAUUUUAAAUAAUUUCAAUCCACAACAACACCAUUUUAAUCUACAUCAUAAUAAUAAUGAUAAUCACCAGAUGGAUUUACAAACACAACAACUACAACAACAGCAACUCCAGCGUGAGUCUGUCGCACAGAAUUCUCACAGUGGCAUUAGCAACGCCAAUAACAAUAAUAACAUCAGCCCAAACAGCGAACGGCUGUCGAAUGCUGCCUCUAUGGGCACUGGCACACCAAGCGGCGUCGUAAGCCCUAAUGGAGGCGGCCAGCAACAGCAGCACAACCAUGCGCAUGCGCACGCACUCCCACAACAUCAGCAGCAUCAGCAUCAUCAGCAUGGCAGCGCUACAUCACUUUUCAAGCCGCCGGGCUCGGCUUCCUGUUGGUGUUAUGGUGAGUCAGUUUGUUCGGGAAUUGAGGUUGAAAUUGAAAAUAAUAACAAUUUCUCUCAUGGCGAUUCAUCGUAUCACAUGAAGAUCCUUGUGCCUGCAGUGGCCUCCGGUGCCAUCAUUGGCAAAGGUGGCGAGAAUAUCGCCUCUUUGCAGAAAGACUCCGGUGCUAGAGUAAAGAUGUCCAAGUCCCAUGAUUUCUAUCCAGGCACCACCGAGCGUGUUUGCCUCAUCACUGGCUCUGUGGAUGGCAUCAUGUCGGUUAUGGACUUUAUUAUGGAUAAAAUACGCGAGAAGCCCGAUCUUACAACUAAGAUCAUAGAUACUGAUUCCAAGCAGAAUCAGGACCGUGAUAAGCAGGUGAAAAUUUUGGUGCCCAAUUCCACAGCCGGUAUGAUCAUCGGCAAGGGUGGUGCUUUCAUCAAGCAGAUCAAGGAGGAGAGCGGCUCGUAUGUGCAGAUUUCACAGAAACCCAAGGACAUUUCACUGCAGGAACGUUGUAUCACCAUAAUUGGUGAUAAGGAGAACAACAAAGCCGCUUGCAAGAUGAUACUCUCCAAGAUUGUUGAGGAUCCACAGUCCGGUACAUGCCUUAAUGUCUCAUAUGCCGAUAUUAGCGGUCCUGUGGCCAACUUUAAUCCGACCGGUUCGCCGUAUGCCACCAAUCAGAACGCCAUUAAUACGAGCACCGCUUCAUUGAACUCCACACUGGGACAAACUAUCGGCGGCGCAGCCUCAGCUGCAGGUCUUUUGGUAAAUGGCACCGGCAUCAAUUUAUCCUUAAAUUUGGGUUCACCAAAUCCAGCACCCAACUUGGCUGUGGCCACGCAAUUACUUGAACACAUCAAGAUUGCUCUACGCGGCUCCGGCUACUCAGAGACGGCCACCAACGAAGUGUGCGCCGCUCUAGGCGUGCUCGCCAAGUAUGGCGUUUUGGGCAUGGGCGUUGGUGUACCACAUGCAAAUGGCACCACCACACUCGGCAGCUAUCUGGGUGUUUCGGCGCUGGAUCAGCAGACAGCUGCCGCCGCCUCAGCAGCUACUGCCGGCAACGUUUUCGGUGCAGUGGGUCAAGUAAAUUUGGAUCAGUAUACAGCGGCAGCGGCCGCUGCUGCUGCAGCAGCUGCCAGCCGUCCGACGCAGUCGCAGCUGGAAGCGGCUGCAGCCGCACAAUUCGAUCCGUUCCGACAUUUGGGCACUACAGCCGCCACAGCGGCACAAGCUGCAACACCGGUCUCGCUGAAUAAUAAUAGUUUCGGUUUGACUGCUGCAACAGGUACCACGGGUACAACAGCGCAAAGCUUAGCUGCCGCACAACAUGCGCUGAGCGGCUUGAGCAAGAGUCCCACCCCGGGUGAUUUGGGUGCAAAGGAUACCAAAAAUGUUGAAAUUCCAGAAGUGAUUGUUGGCGCUAUCUUAGGUCCAAAUGGUCGUAGUUUAGUUGAAAUUCAGCAUGUAUCUGGCGCAAAUGUGCAAAUUUCAAAAAAGGGCAUAUUCGCACCUGGCACUAGAAAUCGAAUUGUAACAAUAACUGGUCAACCGAGUGCCAUUGCCAAAGCGCAAUAUUUAAUUGAACAGAAAAUCACCGACGAGGAGACGAAGAGAGCGCGACAAAUUCCAUUAACCACUGUUGUGAAUUAAAGCGAAAGUACCAUUAAAAAAAAACAUUGCAACAACAACAAACAAUAUAACCGAAAAAGUAAACUAAGAAAUUCUAUAACAAAAACAAUGCAUUCAGCUAAGAAAAAACAACAACAAGCAUAACCACAAAAAAAAAACUAAACGACAAGCAAAACAAAAAAAAAAAAAACAAAUGUAUGUAAAUAUGUAGAAGCAACCAAUUAAAAUGCAAAAAUCAUCAACUUAAACGCAAAAGUAGUUAAAUCUUAAAAAUAAUUAAAAUUUCACACGACAAAUUGAGAGCAAAAGAAAUGCAAAAUUUUUGCCUUCAAAAAUACGAGUACGUGUAAAUGAAGCGCAUAUGUAUAGUAGAGAGCAACAAAAUGAAAAAGGAAAUUUUAAAAUCGCUGAGUUAGAAAAAUAAGCGAAAAAAAUAAUAGAGAGACAUUGCAAACGAGGAAAAACCAUAAGCAGCAGAAAUUGUAUGUCAGUCAAAAUUUAUACAGCUUCAAAAAGAAGCGGAAAAAGAACAAUAACAAAAAAAAAGCAAAACAACUGAAGUAAUUACUUACAUAUAAAUACAUAUUUAAUUAGGAGAAUUUUAUUAUUACUAUUAUUUUUAAUAGCAAAAAAUGCAGUGAAGAAUACAAAAAACAAAACAAAAUAAAAGCAAAAUAAUGUUAAUAAUGUUUUACUACAAAAUCGCGUUAAAUGUAGUGGGAAAAUUUGCGCAAGAUUACUUAGCUAAAAGCCGAUAAGAUAGAACAAGGGCAAACAAGCAACACCUGAACAGAUACAUACAUACAUACAUAGAUACAUUUUUCACUUAAGUAACUAAAUUGUAAAAGCAAAUAACUACAAAAAAAAAAUAAUAAUAAUAAAUACAAAACUUUAUUGAAUAACUAUUUACUGUUUCUAUGAAAAUAAAUUUAGAUUUUAAAGAAGAAACCAAAAACAAAAAAACUAUUGUAGUUAAAAGCGGACAUUUUCAGUAAUAAAUUGCGGUAGAGUAUUUUAGCAAAUUCAAAAUGAUGUUUAAAAAAAAAAAAAAACAAAUUAGGAAUUUACAAAGUCUUGAAAAGUUAGUUGAAAGGCGAAGAGAAAGAAAAGCACUUUUCAUAAGAAGAAAAAAAUGAGACAAACAAACAAUGACAAGCACAUUCACACAUACAUACAUGCCUACGUGAACAGACACAUACGCACGCACCGUCAUUUAUUAAACAAUUUAUUAUUAUAAUGAAAAAUAGCAGACGAAAAGAUUUCCAAAAAAAGGCCAAUGUUUAUUUUGAGAGAGUGGUUAAUAGCAACUUAAUAUUUUUCUUACACAUUACAGGGUCUCCGGACCAUAAAGCAGGUUUCCAUCCUGCUCCGGAGCCUCAGCAAUGGUUGUCGAAUACAUAUAGUAACUUGCAUAUGUAUUCGAGCUGUAUGCAUAAGCGCAUUAGGGUGCAUCACCCUCCAUACAAAAAAAAAAAA
This is a messenger RNA of Rhagoletis zephyria (snowberry fruit fly), 5128 nucleotides long. RefSeq names its product RNA-binding protein Nova-1-like protein passilla (gene ps). Lineage: Eukaryota; Metazoa; Arthropoda; Insecta; Diptera; Tephritidae. The record is from RefSeq and is a predicted model, not a curated record. Gene Ontology annotation, molecular function: RNA binding.